AUGGACACUCCUACUCCAGCCCCAGAGGCCCUGAUCUCCCAAUUCCAAGUAACAAAACUCCUUCGACAAGACCAAGCCGGCAGACGCAUCUCCCUCCUCGGAACAAUAAACAACGAACAAGGCAUCCUAACAGCCGAACGCACAGCCUUCCCAACCGAAUCCCUCGACACAAUUCGCGCCUUCCACAGCGCAAUCUCGCGCGUCAAGAACCUAGGCGACAACGACAUCUACCGAUGGUAUCUCGCCUCCUCAACAACAGCCAGGACCAACAGCACCACCAGCACCAGCAAUGACCUCAAACUAAACCUCAUCUGGCCCUGCACAUCCAGCCACAUCAAGAAGUACAGCGACCAGCAACUCCGCCUGGUAACCGAAACGCCGGAGAUCUACAAAUCCCACGUCCAGCCCUACAUGCGCGCGAAGCGCGAGGAGGGCCGCUUGAACUGGGUGUUUAAUAUUCUGGAGGGCCGGACGGAGCAGGAGGAUGUUGUUUUGAGAGAUGAGGGUGGUGCUGGCGGGGCGGAGGAUGGGUUUUUGAUGUUGCCGGAUUUGAAUUGGGAUCGGGAGACGAUGGGGUCGUUGCAUUUGCUGGCGUUGGUGCAGAGGAGGGAUAUUUGGUCUUUGAGGGAUUUGAGGAAGGGGAUGGUUCCUUGGUUGAAGUAUUUGAGGGAGAGGGUGCUUGAUGGGACUGUGAGGAUGUAUCCUGGUGUUGAGAGGGAUAUGUUGAAGCUUUAUGUUCAUUAUCAACCGACUUACUAUCAUUUCCAUGUUCAUGUGGUUAAUGUCAUGCUUGAGGCUGGGACUACGCAGGCUACGGGUAAGGCGUUUGGUUUGGAGAACUUGAUUUCCCAGCUUGAGGGGAUGGCUGGGGAUGAGAAUGCCAGUCUGGCAGAUGUUGAUUUAACUUAUUUCCUCGGUGAGGCAAGUGAGUUGUGGACUGAUAUCUUUGAGCCUUUGAAGCAAGGGAAGCAGCCUGGCCAAUAG
Messenger RNA from Penicillium nucicola, 984 nucleotides. RefSeq names its product putative mRNA decapping hydrolase. Gene Ontology annotation, biological process: deadenylation-dependent decapping of nuclear-transcribed mRNA. The transcript is spliced from 3 exons. Gene Ontology annotation, molecular function: RNA 7-methylguanosine cap binding; hydrolase activity. NCBI's taxonomy places the organism in Eukaryota, Fungi, Ascomycota, Eurotiomycetes, Eurotiales, Aspergillaceae. Gene Ontology annotation, cellular component: P-body; nucleus. The coding region runs from base 1 to 984 and encodes 327 amino acids. The record is from RefSeq and is a predicted model, not a curated record.